This is a messenger RNA of Xyrichtys novacula (pearly razorfish), 10546 nucleotides long. Lineage: Eukaryota; Metazoa; Chordata; Actinopteri; Labriformes; Labridae. The record is from the annotation of a GenBank genome assembly.
AUCCUUUUAAAUAAAUAAGUUCCUAUUUACUGAAAUUGAAACUGAUAAACACACACUUCUACAAUAACAAAAGAAGCGGGCUGCCUUAAUAACAAAUGUCUGGCGGGCGGACACACAAAUUCUGUGAUUAAAGCAGCACCACCCGCACAGGAUGUAACAGUUUUGCAAAGUAAGCGCUCCUUAGCUGAUAGUUUGGAGAAGAGAUAAGCACUUGACUACAAAAAGUGUAUUUAAAUUAGUAAAUAAAUACAUUUAUUGAAACUGGUAACUGAUAAACACACACACUAUUACUCUAACAAAGAGGAGUGGGCUGCUUUAAAUUUUUAUAUUGACAUGCCUGGCGGGCGGAUAUAGGAAUCUAUGGUUAAAGCAGCACCACCCGUUCAGGACGUGCUGACUAUACAGAGUAAGCGCUCCUCAGCUGACGGUACGGGAGAUGAGUGAGAAGCACUUGACUGCAGGGGAGACUUGAGCUGCAGCAGGAGAGGAUUUAACUGAAAGGUAAGUGGGAUUCUGAUAAAAUAAUUAGGUAAGUGAUUACUUUAUAGUCAAAAAGUUACCCGGUGUUUUCACACAUGGUAUUAUGUGGCAUGCACACAGGAAGCUAGCUGCUAGCAAAGUUCGUUAGGCAGAACUAGCGGUCUCACGGUCGCAUUGUGUUCUCUUGUAACUUUUUGUCAAAGUUUUUAACUUUAAAAAACACCGAAAAUGUGACUUGAUUUUGUUUAAUUUUUAUCUGAAUCUUAUUCUUUUACAACACGGUCAUAUUUGGGGAAAUGUGCGUUAUGUUGGGUGGGUGGGGUAGGGUGGGGGGGAGUGAGAGCAAAGCCGCCAUCUUAGGCACGUGCGCUUUUAAUUGAAGUAAAUGACAGACCGUUCACAGUGAAGCAGCAGGAGCAAGUUCAUCAUUUUGUGUCAGACAACAUGGUCACUACUCACUGGUUUGUCACAUGGUUGUUAAAGUUUACAAUGAAUGUAAUUUUAGUAACAUUAAACAUUAUUGAGUAGUUAUAUGACACUGCAGACAUGCACUGGGCCUGGCAUGUUUGUCCAUAGAGAUAAAAAAAAAUCAAAAACUUAAAUUUUCCUUUAUAGGAUGUAUACGCUGAGAAGCAGAAAAGUCCAAAAACAGGAUGACUGGCCUAGGAGGAAAAAGGUUUGUCAAAGUCUUUGUUACUGACAAAAAUUGAAGUACAUUUUCAGAGCUUACUCAAGUUGUUCUGAUGUAAUGGGCUCCAGUUAGGUUGUGAUUUUAGCAACCUAACAAACACACUUGUCAUUCAUCCUAAUCUUAGAAGGGCAGACAAUCAGCUGUGGCUGAAACAUCUGAGGCUGAGAUCUCCAGGACCACAGAGGAGCCUCCUGAGGGAUCUACACUCAGAGAGAUAGAGGUAUUUAUUCUAGCUGAUCAUCUUGUCUGGUCUUGAGGUGUUAAAGCUGCAGUUGUAAAUACUCUGCUGAUUGGUCAGGUCCUUAUAAUGUAUCUGAUUUUUUUAUUUUGAUGGUCAGUUAAGCUGUGUGUCUGCUUUAAGGCUCCCUUGGGUUGAUUUUGAGUUGUGGGGUCCAGUCAGGUUGGUAUUUAAGAUGUCUGACAAACACACUUGUCAGGUUUACAGUGUUUGUGGGGUCCACGUAAAGUCAGAUACACUGUUGACAUUAAUGGGAGAUUAAAUAUCAAAUGAAAAAAAUACAUCCUUUGCAGUUGAUGUGUUCCUCACUGUGUAAUGAUCUAAGACCCUACCGGUCACUCCAGCUGUUUGACUAGGAGACUGAAGUCUCUGCCAGUCCUUUCUGGGCUCCAUGAUCCACAUUUUGGUUAAAAGAAGACACCAAGCGACAGUAAUAGUAGUUGGUACAGAUGAUUUUUUUUAGAUUAUGGGAUUUAGCAUGAGAGCUACAGCGAGUGGAUUCAUCAGGUUUAAGAAUCAUAAUGUAUUUAAAGUUGCCUGUAUCUUUAAUUGUGAAGAAAUCAGAACAAUAGUUUGUUUAUUUACUAUUCAUCUCAAACUUGUUGUUUAGGACAUGGAACCACCUACUGUGGCUGAAACAUCUGAGGCUGAGAUCUCCAGUACCGCAGAGGAGCCUCCUGAGGGAUCUACACUCACAGAGAUAGAGGUAUUUAUUCCAGCUGAUCAUUCUGUCUGCUCUUUAGUGUUAAAUCUGCAGUUGUAAAAACUCUGCUGAUUGGUCAGGUCCUUUAAAUGUAUCUGAUUUUUUUAUUUUGAUGGUCAGUUAAGCUGUGUGUCUGCUUUAAGGCUCCCUUGGGUUGAUUUUGAGUUGUGGGGUCCAGUCAGGUUGGUAUUUAAGAUGUCUGACAAACACACUUGUCAGGUUUACAGUGUUUGUGGGGUCCACGUAAAGUCAGAUACACUGUUGACAUUAAUGAGAGAUUAAAUAUCAUAUGAAAAAAAUACAUCCUUUGCAGUUGAUGUGUUCCUCACUGUGUAAUGAUCUAAGACCUUAGCUGCCACUCCAGCUGUUUGACUAGGAGACCUAAGUCUCUUCAAGUCCUUUCUAUUCUCUAUAAUCACUUUAUGUUUUUAAGAAGACAUCAGUUGACAAAAAAUAGCAGUAAGUACAAAUGGUUUUGUUUAGAUGAGGUGAUUUAGCAUGAGCUGCAGUGAGUGGAUUCAUCAGGUUAAUAGACUGUUAUGUAUAUUUGAGGUGCCAGUGGCUUUAAAUGUGCAGAAAUUAGAUCAGUAAAUAGUUGGUUAAUUUACUAUUCAUCUCAAACUUGUUGUUUAGGACAUGGAACCACCUAAUGUGGCUGAAACAUCUGAGGCUGAGAUCUCCAGUACCGCAGAGGAGCCUCCUGAGGGAUCUACACUCAGAGAGAUAGAGGUAAUUAUUCCAGCUGAUCAUCCUGUCUGCUCUUUAGUGUUAAAUCUGCAGUUGUAAAAACUCUGCUGAUUGGUCAGGUCCUUUAAAUGUAUCUGAUUUUUUUAUUUUGAUGGUCAGUUAAGCUGUGUGUCUGCUUUAAGGCUCCCUCGGGUUGAUUUUGUGUUAAGGGGUCCAGUCAGGUUGGUAUUUAAGACGUCUAACAAACACACUUGUCAGGUUUACAGUGUUUGUGGGGUCCACGUAAAGUCAGAUACACUGUUGACAUUAAUGGGAGAUUAAAUAUCACAUGAAAAAAAUACAUCCUUUGCAGUUGAUGUGUUCCUCACUGUGUAAUGAUCUAAGAACCUACCGGUCACUCCAGCUGUUUGACUGGGAGACUUGAGUCUUUGCCAGUCCUCUCUGUUCACCAUGGUCCAGUAAAUGUUUAAAAGAAGACACCAGGUGUACAAAAAUAGCAGUCAGUACAGAAAAUAUGUGUCCAGAUUAACUCAUUUAGCAUGCGAGCUACAGUGAGUGUAUUCGUCGGGUUUAUGAAGGUAAUGUAUAUUUAUGUGCCAGUGGCUUUAAAAGUGUAGAAUUUAGAUCAAUUAUGAGUUGGUUAAUUUACUAUUCAUCUCAAACUUUUUGUUUAGGACGUGGAACAACCUACUGUGGCUGAAACAUCUGAGGCUGAGAUCCCUAGGACCGCAGAGGAGCCUCCUGAGGGAUCCAAACUCACAGAGAUAGAGGUGUUAGUCCACCUGAUCAUUCUGUCUGAUUUUUAGGUUUUAAAGCUGCAGUUUUAAAAACUCUGCUGAUUGGUCAGGUCCUUAUAAUGUAUCUGAUUUUUUUAUUUUGAUGGUCAGUUAAGCUGUGUGUCUGCUUUAAGGCUCCCUUGGGUUGAUUUUGAGUUGUGGAGUCCAGUCAGGUUGGUAUUUAAGAUGUCUGACAAACACACUUGUCAGGUUUACAGUGUUUGUGGGGUCCACGUAAAGUCAGAUACAAUGUUGACAUUAAUGAGAGAUAAAAAAGGUUUUUUUUUCUUAUUGUGUGAAAUAAACAUUAUAUGCAGUUUAUCUGUUCACUAUGUGAUGAUCUUAGAACCCACCGGUCACUCCAGCUGUUUGACAAGGAGACUUAAGUCUCUUCCAGUCCUUUCUAUUCUCCAUCAUUCACUCUGUGGUUUAAAGAAGACAUCAGUUGACAAAAAAUAGCAGUAAGUACUAGUGGUGCAACGGAUCACAAAACUCACGGAUUGGAUCGUUCCUCGGAUCAAGAGUCAUGGAUCAGAUCAUUUUUUGGAUCAGCAAAAAGCAACAAAAAAAAAAAAAAAACAAGACAAACACAAGUUUUGUCUGUUUAUUAAACACUUAAAUGAUUAAAUUAAAUAUAUAAAAGUAGUGCACAAGGCAUAAUAUCUUCUUUCUAGCAUAAUUAUUAAUGAAAAACAACUUGAAGUGCAAUAUAUAGGCAUAUCUCCUUCCUUUAAAAUGUAACAAUGAACCAAAAAUGAAGUAUGUGAGCGACGGGAUGUCUUAACGUGGCUCAAGGACUUUUAGCAUGUUUUUAACAUGUUUUGCACAACUGAAUAUGGCCUCAUGUCUGUAGCUAUAAACACACCGAUAGCGUUUGUGAUAGCUUUAGCCCUGUCGGAUUGCACAAGGAAGAGGCUGCUUAAAUGCUGUGGUGAAGUUGUUGGCCAGCUUUCGUUUUAUCGCCAGUCAGUAAAACACCCGGGUGAUGUCGCUUCAAAUGCGUGAACAUGCUCGAUGUGUUCCCACUGUCAUUUCGCUUUCUUAUGCCACAGUGCCUACACACCGUCGCAGUUUUGUCCACUGACCUCUUUCCUUCUUCAUCAUAGUUGACAGGGAUGCCAAAAUGCUCCCAUACAAGGGAUGUAAGUGUCGCGGGGCGUUCAAGCUCCUCCUUUCCUCAACUCGCCAUGUCUGCCCUCCUCCUUUCUUCGCUUACAAUAAGCUGUGUGUGGACGGAGCACAACUUUUUUUUUUUCAGAAAUAAAUCCGCGGGUCACAUUUGUGCCAAACCAAUGACGUCAAUCCGAACGGAUCAUGGAUCAAUGAUGAUCUGUUGCACCACUAGUAAGUACAAAUGGAUUUGUUUAGAUGAGGUGAUUUAGCAUGAGCUGCAGUGAGUGGAUUCAUCAGGUUAAUAGACUGUUAUGUAUAUUUGAUGUGCUAGAAGCCUUUAAUGUACAGAAAUUUGAUCAAUAAUAAGUUAGUUUAUUUACUAUUCAUCUCAAACUUGUUGUUUAGGACAUGGAACCACCUACUGUGGCUGAAACAUCUGAGGCUGAGAUCUCCAGUACCGCAGAGGAGCCUCCUGAGGGAUCUACACUCACAGAGAUAAAGGUAUUUAUUCCAGCUGACCAUCCUGUCUGGUCUUGUGGUGUUAAAGCUGCAGUUUUCCUCACCAAUGCAUACAUUUCAGUAAAAAGGGCUACCAUCUGGUCUUAAUUAGCUUUGAGUAUAGGCCUUUUUUUCGUACCUUGAUGAGAUGCUUCAUUAUUUCAUUUUGUCUUUAUUUUCUCUAGGACUCAGAUGCAGCUUGUCCUCUUCCCUCAGUGAAAAAAUAUGGGCUGAAUCUUCCUCUAGUAAACUACACAGAUUCUGAUGAACCCCAGAGUCCAUCCUCAAAUCCUGAAUCUGAACAUUGCCUCUCAGAGCAGGACCAUAUUUCUGUCCCCAGGCUCAGGAGGACCAAAAGUAUACUGGUAAACAACACACACACACAGUGCAGUGAAUGUAUUAAAAGUCAAUUGCAGACAUUUCAUUGGUCUUGUGCCUACUGUCUAUCAUAUUUUUAUUGCUUUCUUUAGAUGAAAAACCAGAUUCACUUUGAUUCAGAAGAGCUUUAUGACACCACCUCAGCUGACAGUGAAGAGGAAUACAUUCCUAAGACAAGUGAGGACUCUGAUGAUUCCGGCAGAAGUGAAGUCCUGGAAGUUGAGGACCCUCUCUUCAAGAUAAAAGAUGUCAUCAAAGAUUUUCCUCCCUUAACCCAAAGAUCUGAAGCCUCUUCACAGCAGGUUGUUACAAGAGGGCGUUCACCUGUUAGGAGAAGUAGCUCUGGUCUGAUGCAUAAAAGGCAAUGCUACAGAAGUGUGGUUCAUCAUUCAACACUAGUCAGCCAUGCUGACUCAUCUAACCAGAGUUUUGUAGCAGACGCUGAUGCCCUCUCCCAAAACUCAGUGGUGAAUUUAGACCAGGACCAGGACGAAUGUCUUCCUGACAGUUCCUCUUCCAUUCUUACAAAUGAUAAUGAGUCUGGUGGUCCACUUUCCAUACCCGCUGUCUGCAAAAAAGAGAAUGGGUCAAGACUUUAUAACAAGAAGCAGUACUGUUUGUACUGCAAAUUGGGUGUUAUAAAAAUUGCAAGACAUUUAGAGCGAGCACAUAUAGAUAAGUCAGAGGUUGCACAGGCUUUUGCCUUCAAAAAAGGCUCCAAAGAAAGACGAAUGCAUCUGGAACUUUUGAGAAACAGGGGCAACUUUUCACACAAUGUAGAGGUACUACACUCUGGGGUCGGUAACCUUGUUCCCCGCAAGCAGCCGAGGCAGGAUUCCAGUGCACAGGAUUUCCUACACUGUGCAUAUUGUCAAGGCUUUUUUGCCAGAAAGCUGCUUUGGCGGCACAUGCAAAUUUGCAAGCUUAGGCCUUCUGUACCACACAAACCAGGUAAAACCCGUGUCCAGGCCCUUUGUGCAUUUACUACACCUCCUCCACCUGGCGUCAAACAGGACUUGUGGAAACUCUUAAACAACAUGCUCCAAGAUGAGGUUUUUUCAGCAGUUAAAUCUGAUGCCUGUAUUCUGGAGUACGGGGACCAUCUAUACAACAGACUGGGACAUGAUCCUGGAAAACAUGAAUAUAUCCGCCAGAAGUUAAGAGAGCUUGGAAGACUUCUGCUGUGCUCCAGAAAAAACACUUCCAUGAAGACCAUUCGAGACCACAUCAGACCAUCCAACUUCAUGCAAGUUAUUCAGGCUGUAAAAGAGGUGGCAGGUUUUGAUAGUGCAACCAACACUUACAAGUGUCCAAGUCUGGCCCUCAAAAUUGGACAUAGCCUGACAAAGGUAUCAAUGCUUGUAGAAAGUCGUGCAAAUGUACAAAACAAUUACAGUGCUGCUAAAGAUGCACGUACAUUUCGCAGAGUGUACGAAACUCGCUGGAAUGAAAUGGUUUCGGCUGCAUCACUGAGGACACUGCAGGAGGCCAGGUGGAACACCCCUCUGCUGCUUCCUUUCACAAAGGAUGUCCAAACUCUCCACUCCUAUUUGGAUGAGAAACAGCAACAUUACAGCUCAAAACUAUCCACUGAGACAUCCCCGCAAACAUGGUCACAGCUGACCAAGGUCACGUUGACUCAAGUCAUCCUUUUUAAUCGUCGAAGAGCUGGGGAGGUGUCAAAAAUGCCCAUGACAGCAUAUUUGUCUAACAGUACAUCAGAUCCUCAAGAUGAUGUGAUUGAUGCCCUGUCACCUGUUGAGAAGAAACUCUGCCAACACUUCAGACGGAUCGAGAUCAGGGGAAAAAGAGGAAGAAAGGUUCCCGUUCUUCUGACCCCGGCAAUGCAGCAUGCAUUGGAUUUACUUACCAGCAAACGGCAGGAAUGUGGGGUUCCUAAAGAGAACAGGUAUCUUUUUGCUAGACCAUCUGCCUUUACAUGCCUCCGUGGUUCUGACUGCCUUCGACAUUUUGCAAAGAUCUGUGGUGCAAAAAGUCCCGAAAGUCUCACCUCCACAAAGCUUCGCAAACAAACAGGAACUCUUUCACAAGUUCUCAACCUCAGCAACACAGAGUUGGACCAGUUGGCUGAUUUUCUCGGCCAUGACAUACGAGUACAUAGGCAGUUCUAUAGGCUUCCUGAGGGCACCCUCCAGCUUGCUAAAAUAAGCAAAGUUCUAUUGGCUCUGGAGAAAGGACGCCUGGGAGAAUUCAAGGGAAAGACCUUGGAUGACAUCAACAUUGACCCGGAGGGUACUAUUUAUCUAUCUCUCUUGUCUCCUUUUGAAGGAAAUGCACUUUUUGUAAUUAUGUUUUCUGGGAAUUUUUCACCAUGUCAGAAACAAAUGAUCUUGAAUAACACUCAUUCCCCCUCACCCCUAUACAGAGAAUGUGCACCCUGACAGCGAUCCUGACGAGGCAUGCGAGUCGGGCUCUGAAGGUUGGUAUUUACAUACAAUUUUAUAUGUGACCACUGCUGCAUAUUUGUAGACAUCCAUGUGCAAUAUCAGUUUACAGAAUCCAUUUGGAGCCUGCUUUUGUCUGUCAACAACUGGUCAUAAAAUGUUUUUGUUAACUUUAAAGCUCAUCGGUCUUGAUGUUCAUUUGCAACAUCAGAGAGGUGACUAUGUAAUGUCUGUAACGGCUUCAUUUUAAUCCCUGCACCAAGUUUAGUUUGAGCUUUUAGAUUGCUGUUAUAAGCACUUGCAUGUCAAGCACAAGCAUGGUGUUAGAGGUGUUGGGGGGCAAUAGGGUAGGUUGAUUUACCUCUUUUAGGUUAGGAUAUAACCAGGGUGGUGUAUCCACAGAUAUCAUAAUCACAAGAUGCCACACAACCCCAGGAUGCUCCAAGACCACCGCCAUCUUGGAGCAGUACUUGUUAAUGGUUUUCAGUCAAUUGUAGUUUUUGAGGCCUGUGAUUCACCUUACAACAGCAUUUGUUCACGUUCAAAAAAAGAGGGAUCAAGUUAGGUUUGGUGAUUUACUUAAUUGCAAUAUCACCUCAAAAUGUGCUUAAUGGCACAGAAAAACAAUACUAAGUAUUUAUCAACUCCAUCAACUGUAUUUAUGUCACAGGCUUGAAACUACAACACUACUCAGCACUAUAUCGCUGUGUCAAAGAGCUCGUUAAGAGUUAUUGAGUUAAUAUUUUUUUCAGUUUAUGUGAAUUGAAAUAGUUUAUGAUCUAAUUUCAGAUAAGAGUUACAGAGAAUCAUUUUGCACAUGUAUUUUACAAGUAUUUAGAUUUAUAGUUUAACCCUUCUUAUCAGCAUGGAGGAUCAAUACUGCAGUCAGUCAGCAGAGAUCUUGAAAUGUUUGUGAGUUGGGGAGAGCACUGUUAUGCUACAGUCUGUAGUCAUUAGACUUCCAAUAUGUCUGUGGGGUUUGUUAACCUGUACCUCAUAGUGAAGAGCUUCAAAUUAUGACCAACAUGUAUAAAGUCAACCUUUAUGCUAACAUUUUAAAGUUAAUGGAUGAAAGUAAUUAUAACUCAGUUUUACACUUGACUUCAUAACAUCAAGUGACAAGAAGUGCCUUACUUCCUGUGAAUUCAGUUUAGAGGUCCUUCAAAAGAAAAGCAUUUCCUGUUAACCAGAUAAUCCCAAAUCUUUCAAUUUAGCAGGUAAGUUGACAAAUACCCCCCUAAAUAAUGUAAAUAAUGUAUUUUAACAUGUCAUUAGGAACUUACUAAACUAAAUUUUACUAGAAAAAAUAUUUAAGGAAACAAUUUUCAUCAUCCUGUAUACAAAUUUUUAAUGUAUCAACAUAUAUACUUAUCCUUUUUAACAUGAGAAACUUGAUCAACUUUAGGAGAUUCUUGGUUACAAAUAUUAGAUCAAAAAACUUUAACAUAAAGGGGUUGAAUGGCUUGUGUCACGUGUGCUUCACAAUCAGUUAGAGCAUGACCACAGUCACAAUAUCCAACUGGUUUUUCACCUAUUGCACAAACGAGCUAGUGAGCUGUGGUGGAUACAGUCUAUAUUCUUCUGCUCUGUUGUAGGGAGUAAGUUAACAUCUAGUCAGAGGGAAGAGGAUGCACCAUCUGAUGUGAACCAUGAUGAUGCAUCACCACAGCAGAGCACCACCGCACCUCAAAACACCAAACAACAGGGGUCACCAAAAACGGAAAGAGGCAAGUUCUCUGAGACCGGUCUGAAAUCAGAUUAGUUUAUGGUGUGGUUGUAAAUGUGUUUUCUUGGCAUGUGCUGAAAUGUGGAUUGCAGACACACAUUUGUGAUUAAGAUUUUUUUUUGGGAGGGGGAAGUUUCUGAGUUCUCAUUCACCUAUGUUACUUAAAUUGCUUCUAAAUCACUCCAUGGUUAAAAAACAGAAUUGAUUAUGUUUUUGUUUAUUUACAGCUCGGCAGCCUGUUAAAAAGAGGCCUUGGGAAAGAGAGGAGAUCCUGGCCGUUGAGAAACACAUGAUGUCCUUCAUCACCACAUGCCGUGUUCCAGGGAAACGCGACUGCGAUAAGUGCAUUGAACAAGAGAAAGAAGCGCUCAAAAACAGGAAUUGGUUGGCUAUUAAAUUCUAUAUCAAAAACCGAAUCACAGCUCUGAAGAGGAAAGUUUAGAGGGAUCAGGUGUUGUCUGUUGACAGCUGUAGGAGGGUUGCAUCACUUUUACUGUCCUCAAGGUAAAGCAUGUUCUCUGGUUUAUACCAUUAACUUGUUAGUGUUUCCUUAGUGGUCGUAUCAUAUCCAUCAUUUCUCAAUUCAGCAAUCUACCUCCUUAUUUUAAUUUAUAUUUGGAUGCUUAGAGUUACUGUAGGUUGGGCUUCAGAGCUGUGUCAUACAGUAACAGAUUUGUCUACCUGUAAAGGGAGUUUAAUGAAGAGUUUUGACUCUAUUUAUUUUUGUUAUAAGCUGCCAAUAACUGCACAGACACACUGUACCAGUUUUAAAAGAGGAGGGUGUUUUCUUUUGUUUUUGAAAGAAUGUUAGUUUGUGGUUCCUUAGUUGAACAAAUUUUGUUUAUCCAGCA